Messenger RNA from Nerophis lumbriciformis (worm pipefish), 4797 nucleotides. RefSeq names its product progestin and adipoQ receptor family member VII, a (gene paqr7a). The record is from RefSeq and is a predicted model, not a curated record. Gene Ontology annotation, cellular component: plasma membrane. Gene Ontology annotation, biological process: response to steroid hormone. Lineage: Eukaryota; Metazoa; Chordata; Actinopteri; Syngnathiformes; Syngnathidae. Gene Ontology annotation, molecular function: nuclear steroid receptor activity; steroid binding.
CGGGGGUUACCGGAAGCUGUAGAGCAUGAAUAAUUCGAUGCCUCCUUCCUUUUUACUCUUUUAAGAACUCGACGCGUCAAAAGACUCAUCUGUUGCAUAUUUCCCAUCGAGGCCAGUGGGCGAGGAGGAAGACCUUGCGAGCAGGUUUUCAUACGGCGCGGCGAGAGCAAGAAAGGCGGCCAACACGUCUUGUUUCCCAAGUCCGCCCCCUGCCCUCAUGACGACCAUCGCCAUGGACCGAAUUGGCCGCCUCUUCAUCAGCCUGCAGCAGAUCAAGCAGGUCCCUCGCAUGCUCGCCGAGGCGGCGCCGUCCGCGCCGAACACAAUGCGAGACACCGAGGUCCCUCAAUUCUUCAGGGAGCGCUUCGUCCGCACGGGCUACCGUCCCCUCCAUCAGCGGUGGCGCUACUACUUCCUGUCCGCCUUCCGGCGCCACAACGAGACGGUCAACAUCUGGACUCACCUGCUGGCGCUCUUGGUCCUGUUGGUGAAGCUGAGACAAGCGGCGGAGAUGGUGGACUUCGCCGGGGACCGUCACUCCUGGCCUCUGUUGGUCCUCAUCGUGUCGGCCAUCAACUACACGGCGUGCAGCGUGGUGGCUCACCUGCUGGGCAGUAAGUCGGAGCUGUGUCACUACACCUUCUUCUUCUUUGACUACGUGGGCGUGGCGCAGUACCAGUACGGGAGUGUGGUGGUGCACUAUUACUACGCCGUGGAGGAAGACUUCUACUCACGAGUGUGCCGCGUCUUCAUCCCUGUGGCGGUGCUUCUCAGCUGGUGCUCGUGUUUAGGCUGCUGCUACGGUAAAUAUCGGAACCACUCGCUGCCAACUUGGGUGCGUAAAGUCGGCCAGGUGACGCCCUCUUCCCUGGCCUACAUGUGGGACAUCAGCCCCGUCCUGCACAGACUCCUCUCCACGCCCGCGGGCCAGGACGACCCGGCCGCCGUCUACCACCUCGGCCACAUCGGCUUCUUCAUCAGCUGUGCCUUCUUCUUCGCCUUCCCCGUGCUGGAGCGCAUCUUACCCGGCCGCUGCGACAUCCUGGGGCAGAGCCAUCAGCUCUUCCACGUGCUGCUGUCCUGCUGCACCAUGUUCCAGAUCCACGCCGCCCACCUGGACUACGUGGGCCGCAGGGAGGUGUAUGAGCGGCUGCACGGGAGCGGCGACGCCGCCUUGCUGGCGGGCGUCUACGUGCUCACCUUGCUCGUGUGCCUCCUCAUCGCCGCUGUCAUGCUGUGGAAGGUCAAACGCUUGCUUGACCGCCAGGCCAAGCUGAAAUGAAAGUGGAGCAACAUUGUAGUUUUUCAAUGGUACUACUGUACAAUCAUUAGGUGCACCUGCACUAUCUAUUAAGGUCCAAACCAGAAAUUGUCUUCCUUUUCCUUUGAGCGCAUCUCACAGUUGCCAUAGCGACACUCACCUAGUGGUGUGUUGCAGAAAUCUUUCCAUUUCUGCUUCUAUGGUCAUCAUCACCUUUCAAACUUGGCACCCCCAAGUAUUGUUUGUUUUGCCAGGAAAUUUUGGUUGAAAUCCACACCAAAAUAUCGCAAACUUACCGAUGCAGCUCUCCCGGGCGCGGCCACCGCUGCUGCUCACUGCUCCCCUCACCUGACCAGGGGGUGAUCAAGGGUGAUGGGUCAAAUACAGAGAAUAAUUUUGCCAGAACUCGUGUGUGUGAAUGUGUGUGUGUGUGUGACAAUCAUUGGUACUUUAACUAUAUUGGAUCUUAGAUGUGCCUAAUACUCUGGCUGCCUUGUGUAUUUCCUACUGACCAGUACUUUAUAUUACUUGGAAUUAUUUAAAUGAACUCGGACCAGAAUUGUCAGACUGUAGAUGCUAGUAACAUUACUUCUAAUUUAAGCCAUGGUACAAUAUUUAGAAUUCUAAUAUGCAUAUUAAAUUAUCUGGAGGGGAUUUUGUUUAUUUUUUAAAGCUGUAGUGUUUUAAUGUGCCCUUUUGAAUGGGGACAAUUCUAUGCCAUAAUGUGCCUUUUUAUGGAGGUUAAUUUGUGUCCUUAUUACACAAGCUUCUUUUUUUUGACACAGAAUUUAUGUAACUGAUUUUUUUUGCGUUUUGAAUUUGUGAACUGAUUUUUGUUUGUUUUUUUACAUCUAAUUAUGCUUACAUUGAAAAAUAAUUUGUGAGCAAAAUAUGUGUUUAAAAAUGUGGCUCGUCAAACUACAGGGUUUUAAAAUUCAGUACAGAAAAUGUGUUGCUUCGAAACUCAAGACUCACUUCCGGUAAAUUAAGACUGAAGCAAUCGAUCCUGUCUUAGAACCAGCCAAUUAGGUGCUUCCGUCUUAAUUUACCUGAAGAGAGUCUUGAGUUUUGAAGCUGAAUUUUUAUACAAUUAUUUUUUUACACUGAAUUUGAAAACACACAAAUUUAAACGCAACAAAUUCAGUUAAAUGUCCCCCCCCAAAAAAGCUCUUGUAAUCAAGACAAACAAUUACCUCCUUACUAUUUAAAUGGGGACGAUUCUGUGCCAUACUCUUUUAAUGUGCAUUUUUAUGGUGAUGAAUUUGUGUCAUUCAUUUUCACACUGAAUUUAUGAAACAGAAUUUUUUGUGUUUGAGUUUUGUGAACUGAAUUUUUUUUUACAUCACAUCAUGCUUACAAUGAAAAAACAUUUGUGAGCAAAAUCUGUGUUUAAAAAUUCAGUUAGUUUACAUAUAUUGUUUUAAAAAUUUAAUAAAAAUUCAAAGCAGAAAAAUGUCAAAACUCAAGAUGUCAAAACUCACUUCAGGUAAAUUAAGACUGAAGCAAUCGAUCCUGACUUAGAACCAGCCAAUAAGGUGCUUCCGUCUUAAUUUACCUGAAGUAAGUUUUGAGUUUUGAAGAAACAAGGUUUUUUUUUACUAAAAUUUUAUACACAAAGAGCGUCCAAACUUUUUUCACCGAGUGCUGCACACUGGAAAUGAAAGCAUGCAUGGUCCAUUUUGAUAUUUUUCAUUUUCAAAACCAACAAUGUGAUAUAACCCUUAGGGCUUUCCUUAAUUCUGGUGUGUUAAAGGUCCUGGGUACCCAAAAUAGUUUCAGCCAUUGAAGUAAAAAUAAGUCAUAUAUUAUUAUUAUUUUUUUUUACUUUCGAUGUUUAAAUAUCUAUUGCUCAACUUCAGAUUUGUCCAUUGACAUAAAGUUUAACAGGAAAAACACAAAAUGUGCAAUGUUUUACCAACAAAAAUGAUCAAUGUGGAAUAUUUGAGUUAUUCAAUUAUUAAUUCAGUGCUUUCAAUUCAUUAUUAUUUUUUGAGCAAUGACAGUUUAAAAAAAAACAGACUUAAGCUCCCAGGGAUCUAAAAGGCCCCCACUCAUAAAAGUGUUAAAAACAAGUCAUACACCAAUGUAUGUUAUUUUUACUUUCAACUUUCUCUAGAUCAACUUUAGAUCUAUCCGUCAAUUACAGGUUUUUAUUAUUUUUUGAGCAAUGAGAGUUUUAAAAAACCUGCCUGCAAGGCAGCUUUGUGUUAUGUCAAUAUUGCAACAAUUUCUCAUUACAUUACACCAGUUUGCGCUUUUAUUCCACGUUUUAAUGGGUUUUUUUCGUAAUAUUUUUAAAAUGGGCCGCACUUUGGACACCCGUUAUGCACUGAUUUUUAUUUUAUUUUUUACACACUGAAUUUUGAAACAAAUUUUGCUGAGACAAUUUUAUUCAAUAAAAUUGUCAGCAUAAUUUACACAUUUUAUUUGGAAAAUCCAAACACAAACAAUGCAGUUACAUAAAUCCAAUGUUAAAAACAACGUUCACAUAGAAACACAAAUUAACCUCCAUACUUUUUAAAUGGGGAAAAUGUGCCAUGCAAAUGUUGCAACUUGGUUUAUUGCGAUACAAUCUGUUCUACUGCUGGCAUAAUUAAGGAACUUUUUUCCAGUAUGUUUGAUCCUUGAUAGUCUAUACAGCCCAAAUGAAGGUGUAUUUUGCCAACAUGUAAAACAGCUGAACCAUGUCGAGUUUCUUUUUGUUUGUGUUGCGUUAAAACUCGACAGUAUUAUAUUUUAUCAUCAUUUAAGGUUAAUUCUCAUGACACUGCAGUAUGGGGCUGUGCAAUAAGGCGACAUAAAAUAAUGUUAUGCUAUUAUAGUCAGUGCAGAGUGCAGUGCUCACAUUGGGGAAUGGGAUUGGCUGUCUCACACUGCUUGUUUGGUCUCCAUAGCAACCUUUUAAAGCAGUGUUCAGCUGCAGGACCCCAAUCUGCAUAUUGAUGUACUAUCGUGUUUCUGUGAUUAGCACUAAUGUGGGAAUGUGUGCCUUUUUCACAGAGUGCCCCUGAGCAAGGACACUUAAUCAGGAGGAAGACAAAAUGUUUGUUUUUUUAAUCUUGUUUACAAGUCAUGCAAAGGGAGUGUAUGUGAUGAUAAAGGUGAUGCUUUGUAAGUAUUGUAACGAUUGACACUUUCUAUAAUUUUUUUUUGUCCGCAAAGAUGCCUGAAAUAAAAAUGAUUAAUGAAGGUAUCAAUGUGUGUUAAAGUUAAGAUGUUUGUUUGCCACACUGGGCGACCAACUGUGCCUUUCUGUCGCCCCCUAGUGGCGGUGCUGUUCACUACACGGUACAUUUGACGUAAAUAAACGUUCAGUUCAGUUUCAGUUUAUUGCGAACAUGCAUACUAUACAAUGUAAUGCAUCAGAUAUUUCCAGUUGUUUCAUUUACAGCACGUCCGAAAAGGAGUAGGAAGAAGCUGAGCUUAUUAAAUCCUGCCCCUUUUCAUACCACACCAAUUGUAUCCCAUUUUCUGUAACAUAACAUCCAUCCAUCCAUCCAUCCAUUUUCUACCGCUUAUUCCCUGUAACAUAACAG